AGGCGAAGAUGAGUCGCUUCUUUAAACUGCACGACUCUCCUAUUGUCUCGGAGUUUAACUGCACAGACUUGGCGGAGCUUGGCAAGUUGCGGACGGUCGGUCAUGUAAAGAGCUUCCUCUAGUACUGCGCCGGCAUGGCUGGCCUCAACAAGCGCUCUGAUGUGGUGCUCAUCGACUUCGUGGGCAUGCCCGACAAAACGCCACUCGGCGACGUGUACGUGACACACGCACAUACAGGCAGACAGAUAGACAGACACAGCGUCACACGUGUGUGUCUGUGUGUCUGUGUGCUCCCUGCGAGCACAGGGGGCUGACCGAAGAUAAGCCGAUCGUCAUCAAAGCGACCAUGCCACUCCCGCCGGGUACGCCUCACAGCCAGCUGACUGGAACACUCACACAGAUGUGCACAAGACUGAGUGACUCUCUCCAUCUCGCUCUCUCUCUGUGUGUGUGUGAAUGACCGACAGUCGCUGGCUACCCGGUGGAGCCAUGGGUGGAGGAGUCCAUGCGCGACACAGAAGGACGCUCCGGGACCGGUCGCCGUGAAGUGCAUGAGUUGUCCCGGCUGUGAGAUGUACUCGAGGCUCCCUCCUUCCCAUCACACAGCCGGCUGUGGUGGUGAGUGUCGGGGCGUCUGGCCCCGGGGCGCCCGGCGCUUACGUGCUGCAUACUUAGCAGCACACACGGAACACAGACACACACACACACACACAGACAGACAGCACCAAAAGCUGACUGGGCGCGUAGGCAUCAGCGGCUGUGCUCUGGUGCGCGUCAAACACUCAAGUGGCUGUCUAGAUGUUCAUCUAUCAUUAAUUUGAUUAGCUGAUUUCUUGCCUGAUGUGACUUUUUGUCGUGUAUGGCUGUGGCUAGGCUAGCAGGCUGGCUGAUGUGAUGCGUUGUAUGGUCAGUGAGGGAGACACAGCGAUGGGAUCGAUAACCGGUUUGUUUUGGCGCAUCAUUGAGGAACGCCCUAGGUCAGACAUAUCAGAGGAUCCGUGCACGUGUGAGAUCAUGAGAAGGUGAAGAAUGAGUCUCGGCAACGUUCAGCUGACAUGCAGCACGUGAGAUGAACUGUUUGUCGUCGCAUUGUAACUUCAUCGGCCAUGGAAUUACCUCCAUGGCAUGGGGUGGGAUCGAUGAGUGAGAUGCAUACGCAGCCGAUCAUGUGGACGAUUAAGGGAAAGACUCACUCACUGUCGCAUCCAUCAGGCAGGCAGUGUCUGUCUGUCUGUCUGUCUUAUGUCUGCGUCACACACCUUAUCCACACACACACGGACAGAGCGAGAUGUGAUGAUAAUGUGCGUAUGCAUGCGAUCAAAUCAUGGUACACACGAGCGCACAAACAAAC
This is a messenger RNA of Vitrella brassicaformis, 1351 nucleotides long. Lineage: Eukaryota; Vitrellaceae. The record is from the annotation of a GenBank genome assembly.